GGCUUCAUGAGAGUGGCGCUUUCGGACCCUCAGCCGGAACGGAGGUUCUUCCGGAGAGGCUGGGUGACCUUCGACCGCACCGUCAACAUCAAGGAAAUCUGUUGGAAUCUCCAGAAUAUUCGGUUACGCGACUGUGAGCUGAGCCCCGGCGUCAAUCGGGACCUGACUCGCCGCGUGCGCAACAUCAACGGGAUGACGCAGCACAAGCAGAUCUUGCGCAACGACAUCAAGCUGGCGGCCAAGCUCAUCCACGCCAUGGACGACCGGACCCAGCUGUGGGGGGCCGGCGAGGCCCAGCUGCCCUCCGAAGUGUCGAACCUGCCCUCCCAGAACCCCAUCCUGAAGAACAUCACGGACUACCUGAUCGAGGAGGUCAGCGCGGAAGAGGAGGAGCUGCUGGGCCGAAGCGGGGAGCCCUCGGAAGAGACUCCCAAGGAGGGAAACCCGGCCGAAAUCACGGUGGAGAGGGAUGAGAAGCUGGUGAAGGUCCUGGACAAGCUGCUACUCUACCUGCGCAUCGUCCACUCGGUCGACUACUACAACACCUCCGAGUACCUCAACGAGGACGAGAUGCCCAACCGGUGUGGGAUUAUCCACGUGCGGGGGCCCAUUCCCCCCAACCGCGUCACCCACCGUGAAGUGGCCGAGUGGCAGAAGACCUUUGAGGAGAAGCUGAUGCCGCUCUUCAGCAUCCGGGAGUCCCUGUCGGAGGAGGAAGCCCUCAAGAUGGGCAAGAAGGACCCCGAGCAGGAAGUGGAGAACUUCGUCACCUCCAACACCCUGGAGCUGGGCAAGGACAAGUGGCAGUGCCCGCUCAGCGGGAAGAAGUUCAAGGGCCCGGAGUUUGUGCGCAAGCACAUCUUCAACAAGCACGCGGAGAAGAUUGAGGAGGUGAAGAAGGAGGUCUCCUUCUUCAACAACUUCCUGAUGGACGCCAAGCGGCCGGCACUGCCCGAGUUCAAGCUGAACCAGCCACCCGUCCCCGGGCAGGGCCUGGCACCCGGGUUGCCCUACCCACCGCAGGCCCCCCAGGGACUGAUGCCCUAUGGACAGCCACGCCCGCCCAUCCUGGGAUAUGGAG
This is a messenger RNA of Thamnophis sirtalis, 1081 nucleotides long. The record is from RefSeq and is a predicted model, not a curated record. NCBI's taxonomy places the organism in Eukaryota, Metazoa, Chordata, Lepidosauria, Squamata, Natricidae.